AUGGCUUCUUCUUUGCCACAUCUUGUAUGGUUUGUGGCUAUACUUUCGAUAUCCAAUAGUGUAGAAGCAAGUCAUAAUCCUUACUCAUGGAGAAAAUAUUAUAGUUACAAGCCAGCACCAACGUUUACGCCUAACCCUGACAAGUCACUAGGUCAAUCAUCUCCAUCACCACAACCAUCAUCCUCGGAUUAUUACAUUUCUAGUCCACCAUCACCUUUAGGGUGGUUCUCUCCUCAACCCUCACUAGUGCCUUCACCUACACCAACCUCAUCACCACUAUCGCCGUCCCCUCCCUCACCUUCAAAAUGGGCAUGGGAACCAUCUCCUAGUUAUACGACAUCUCCUCAAUUAUCGCCAGUACUUGCACCAUCUAAUCCUGACCAGUCCCCACCAUCACCUAUCGAAUGGUUCUCUCGUCGACCUUCCCAAGUGCCUUCACCGGCUAUAUCACCAUCACCCUCACCCUCACAUUUAAGAUGGGCCCCAUCCCCAUAUUCCUAUUCAUGGGAACCAUCUCCUAGUUAUACGACAUCUCCUCAAUCAUCGCCUGUACUUGCACCAUUUGAUCCUGACCAGUCCCCACCAUCACCUAUCGAAUGGUUCUCUCCUCGACCUUCCCCAGUGCCUUCACCAGCGACAUCACCACUAUCACCAUCACCAUAUGAUAACAGUUCACCACCCUCGCCUUCAGAAUGGGCACCAUCUCCUCAGUCUUCGGUUGUACCUGUACCUGCACCUGCACCUUCAUAUUCUCCACCACCAUACUACUAUAAAUCUCCACCUCCUCCAUCACCAUCUCCCCCUCCUCCUUAUUACUAUAACUCUCCUCCCCCACCAUCACCUUCUCCUCCUCCUCCAUACGUUUACAAGUCACCAUCUUCACCUCCACCUCCUCCAUAUUACUACAAUUCACCACCGCCACCAUCUCCAUCCCCUCCUCCUCCAUAUUACUACAAUUCACCACCACCACCAUCUCCUCUACCUCCACCACCUCCAUCUUACUAA
Solanum lycopersicum (tomato) is the source of this 1005-nucleotide messenger RNA. RefSeq names its product extensin-like. The record is from RefSeq and is a predicted model, not a curated record. Lineage: Eukaryota; Viridiplantae; Streptophyta; Magnoliopsida; Solanales; Solanaceae.